AUGCCAACGAAACUCUAUAUUGGUAAUAUAGCUCCUUCAGUCAGUUCAACUGAGCUGAAGGAAUUAUUUGAAAAAUACGGCAAAGUACUUGAAUGUGAUAUUAUUAAAGAUUAUGCGUUUGUUCAUAUGGAAGAUGCAAGUAAAGCAAAAGCAUCUAUAGCUGCUUUGAAUGAAUUUAAUUUAAAAGGAAGUCGUAUUAGAGUUGAAAUAUCAACAGCACAAUUUAAAAAUUCAGGUCGUUCAUCUCGUCGUGAAGAAUCACCACGUCAUCAAUCAAGUUCUAUGGCAAUGCGAUCAUCUCGGAAUCGAGCUUAUCCAAUGAUGUCAUCAGGCCGAAGUGGCGGUCCCGAUCGAUCAUAUCCUCGUAUGCGUAAUAGCUACAUGGACACAAGAUCUCGUCCGUAUGAUUCGCCUUAUGAACGUCAACGAAUGCCACCACCACCGCCACCAAUGAAUUAUGCCGAUCCGUACAAUAUGCGUGGUGGCCCAGUAGAUCCAUAUGGUCGUGAUGACUUUUAUCAUCAACGAGCACCACCAAUGCCAAUUACUGAUCAAUAUGGACGAGGACCACCAAUGCGGUCGACUUACGAUGCUUACUCGGCAUAUCCACCAGGACUUAGUGCAAUGGGACCACCGAGAAGUCGUUAUGCUGCUUCACCAUCAUCGUCACGUAAUGGACCAGGACGUUAUGCAUCACCAUCUCGAUCUUCAUCUUCUCAUCGUCCAUCUCGACGAUCACCAUUGCCAUCAUCAUCGUCCAGUUCGUCACGGUCACGUCGAUAA
This is a messenger RNA of Rotaria sp. Silwood1, 783 nucleotides long. NCBI's taxonomy places the organism in Eukaryota, Metazoa, Rotifera, Eurotatoria, Philodinida, Philodinidae. The record is from the annotation of a GenBank genome assembly.